Thyridium curvatum is the source of this 1638-nucleotide messenger RNA. RefSeq lists its product as uncharacterized. Lineage: Eukaryota; Fungi; Ascomycota; Sordariomycetes; Thyridiales; Thyridiaceae. The transcript is spliced from 2 exons. Bases 1 to 1638 code for a protein of 545 amino acids. The record is from RefSeq and is a predicted model, not a curated record.
AUGGCUGAUCCACAAACGUUGAAGACCUGGCAGGAAAAGGUCGCCUGGGCUCAGGACUACCGUGACAAAUCCCUAUCCAAAGUUGAGCCCAAGCUCGAAGGCCUCCCCGCCGAGUUACCGCUCAGCUCUCAGGAUCUUCCCAGUCUCGUUCUCACUCCACGUGAAAUUGAAAUUACAGAGAACUACACUGCCAAAGAGCUCCUGGUUGUCUUGCGUGAGAGGAAAAUCUCCGUUGAAGAAGUGACGCGCGCGUUCCUGAGAAGAGCUGCGCUCGCCCAUGCGGCGACCAACUGCUUGACUGAGCUCCGUUGGUACCAGGCCAUAGCGCGCGCGAAAUAUCUGGACUCCCUACCUGAACCCAAAGGCGCACUCUUUGGACUGCCCAUCUCGACAAAGGAGCACCAUGGCCUCGUGGGCGACGACAUAACCGCCCACGCCUGCUACGUGUCCUGGGUUGGCAAGAAGCACGGCUCCAUCAUGAUCUACGACAACUUUUGGGAAGAGGGCUGCGUCUUCUACGCCAGGACGACACAGCCGCAGACCAUUAUGCACUUGGAGACCAACAGCAAUAUCUACGGCCGGACAGUCAACCCAUACAAUCGCAACCUGACGCCGGGCGGCAGUAGCGGAGGAGAAUCUGCUAUCCUCGGCAUGCGUGGGAGCAUAUUCGGUGUCGGCGGAGACAUUGGCGGCAGCAUCCGCUGUCCCGCAGCUCACUGCGGCGUGUACGGCUUCAAGCCCACAACGAAGCGCUUGCCAGUCGGAGGGCAGUGCUCGCACAUGCUGGGAAAGGAGGCCAUCACCUCCACGCUGGGUCCCAUGGCUGUCGACCGCGACUCGCUGGAACUGUUCAUGCAGGUCGCGCUGGCCAAGAAGCCAUGGCGCCUCGAUCCCUCCCUGACGCCCAAGGUCUGGACACCAUACAAGUUUGAGCGGCCCAUGAAGAUCGCCGUGCAGUGGUGGGACGGCGUCGUCAAGCCCCACCCGCCCAUGAUCCGAGCCCUGCGCGAAGUGGUCGAAGCGUGCCUCAAGGCCGGGAUGGAGGUCGUUGACUGGGACUGCGAGGCCCUGGACCACCAGAAGGGAUGGGAGAUCCUCGCUUCGCUGUACUGGCCCGACGGCGGGAAGGAGGUCUUGGGCCGCCUGGAAGAAAGCGGGGAGCCAGUCCUGCCGCUGACCAAGUUCAUCAUCAACGAGCAGAAGAGCGUCAAGGAUCUCACGCAGGCCGAGCUCUGGGCGCGGUGCCUCGAGCGCGACGCGUACCGCGAGGCCUACGCCCGUGCGUGGACCAAAACCGGUGAGAAGGAUGGCCGCGAGAUCGACGUGAUCCUCUGCCCGCCAUCGUUUGGGGCGGCCACGCCGCACGACCAGUCGAGAUAUUGGGGCUACACCGCCCACUGGAACCUGCUCGACUAUCCGGGUGCCGUGUUCCCGGUCACGACGGUUGAUCCGGUCAAGGAUAUCAAGGACAAGAACUAUGUGCCGAAGAACGAGGAGGACAAGUUUGUGUAUGAUAUGUACUCUCCAGAGAAGUAUGCCAACGCACCAGUCAGCCUUCAGGUUAUUGGGCGAAGAAACUACGACGAGAAAGUACUGGCAGCCUUGGCUGAGAUUGAGCAAGCAUUAGGACGGAAGUAG